Messenger RNA from Hibiscus syriacus, 627 nucleotides. RefSeq lists its product as uncharacterized. NCBI's taxonomy places the organism in Eukaryota, Viridiplantae, Streptophyta, Magnoliopsida, Malvales, Malvaceae. The record is from RefSeq and is a predicted model, not a curated record. The transcript has a single exon. The coding region runs from base 1 to 627 and encodes 208 amino acids.
AUGGAACAAAGAGAAAACCAGAAGCAGCAAUCUUUGUUUCAUGGGAAAUUUACUCAAUUGGUCCUCUCAGUUUCAGUUUUUUCCCUCUUGUUUUCUCGUUCAUAUUGGCUGUCAUUGCUCCAUUAUUGUUUUACGUUAAACCUACAUGAUACACUCCCUUUCCAGCUGUUCAGCCACAACAUAGAUAAGAACUGCAUGUUCCUUCUCUGCAAUGGCCUGCUCGUUUUCCUUGCGAAAUUCUCGGGAUUCAUCGGUUCAUCGGAGCACGAUAAUUUCCGUAUUCUUGAUCAUGACAACAAUGACGACGGCGAUCAGUGUUGCACGAGCUUUGAAGAUGUUCCCCGAUUCAAUCAGUCCAUUGCCUUGGAGAACAAGGCACCGUUGCUGCAGAAAGACGAAGCAUUAAGGAACGGUACUUCAAUGGAAGAAACACAUGAGGAGGACCAAGAAAAAGAUGGUGAAAAAUGGGGUUUGGAUAUUUUGAUGGAAAAUGGUAUUUUUGUUGAAGACGAAGAUUCGAAGGAGUCGAGCACAGAUGAUGAGCUGAACAAAAGGUUCGAUGAAUUCAUCAGAAAAAUGAAGGAAGAACUGAGGAUCGAAGCUCAACGACAACUAGUCAUGGUUUAA